This is a messenger RNA of Fusarium falciforme, 2943 nucleotides long. RefSeq names its product SGNH-hydro domain-containing protein. The transcript has 4 exons. The coding region runs from base 1 to 2943 and encodes 980 amino acids. NCBI's taxonomy places the organism in Eukaryota, Fungi, Ascomycota, Sordariomycetes, Hypocreales, Nectriaceae. The record is from RefSeq and is a predicted model, not a curated record.
AUGCCUGACUACCAUAAGAUCGGCAUUAUUGCUACCGGCGCCUCUCAGUCAGACGGAGACACCGUUAUCCUCGGUGACCUAACAGGUGAAGGCAGAGCUGACUACAUGAUGGUCGGCGUCGGUGGUAAGGUCAACGGUCUCAUCAACCGAAGACAGGAAACGAGCAUGGUGCCCCGGUGGUCGCAGAUGUUCAAUGUUGCUGCGGGACCAGAUGGUGCAAAGUCAAAUCAAGUACGUUUGGUUGACAUGACUGGUGAUGGCAAGGUUGAUUACUUGCUUGUCGAUGAGAAGACUGGCGAAGUCACUCUGUGGGAGAACCUUGGAACUGGUGGAAAGUGGCAGCCAGGCGAUGGUGUGUUUCUCUGCGAUUUGGACGGUGACGGUACCAGCGAUUACUUCUGGAUUGACCACACGGGCAAGGGCUAUGGCUACCUCAAUGCAGGGAAAGGCGAGAACAAAUGGAAUGAUCUGGGUAUGAUCGCCAAGGGAGAUCAUCCUAGAGAGCAGAUCCACAUGGCUGUUCUAACUACGAGCGGUCGAGCCGACUACGUCGUUGUCGACCCAGAGAUCGGAAGAGCUGAUUGGUUUGAGAACCUUGGGCCUGACGGAGGCUGGGGUUGGAAAGCUCGUGGUGAGUUUGCUGCGGGACCCAAGAACACCGUCGAGACCAAGUUCGGGUUCAACUUUAAGGCGAAGAACGUUCGUUUUGCAGACUUGGAUGGUGAUGGUCUUGAUGACUACCUCUACAUCAGCGACACGGGAGCUGUCAUUAUGUGGAGGCAUCUGGGCACUAAUCCUCCAUCCUGGGGCAUCCCACGCUUAGUAGCCGAUGGGCCAGUUGGUGUCAGCGCACAAAAUGUUCAGUUUGCUGACACUAAUGGCGACGGCAAACUUGACUAUGUCGUUGUUGGUACUACGACAGGCAUGGCGAGAACGUGGCAUCACCUUGGAUUCCGAGACGACGGAUCUAUUCGCUGGAAUACACCUCUCAGUUUCGCCGACGGUGUUGGGUCUAUUGGAUCUGCCAUCAGAAUCACAGAGAUGACUGGUGACAAGCGUGCUGAUUAUGUCUCCAUCAACCCUGACAACGGUCGACUCAAUCUCUGGCACAACCGCUGCUGGCCCAACGGCUCAGGCGGCGGCGGAGACGACGGUGGUUCCGGAGGUGGUGAUGAUGGCAAUGGAGGCGGCAGCGGAGAUGGCGACGGCGUUGUCUACAUUGACCCAACCAUCUGGAAAUCCAGCGAGCCGACCGCGAGUUGCCGUCCUCCUUGCACCCUUGUUCUUCCACCUUGGCCGCUCUCUUCCAAGACCACCAUCAGCUUCCCAGUUAUUACCAAAACUAUCAAGGAAACCUGGCCUGAAACUACCGACGGUGUCACUACAUAUCGCACAACCACGAUCACCGUCCGGAUCACACUGCCGCCAAUCACCACUACUCAGAUCGAGGUGUCUAACAUCAUUGUGAGCAAGUCUACCACAACAAUUGUGCCUGUACGGACCAGCAUCAUUCCGCCCCCAGUCACUCUAACAGAGCUCACCCACGGCAUCACUUACACAUAUAGUCCGGGUCCUUAUCCGACCACCACCGAGGUUGGACCCCCACCUGGUGAUAAUCCAGGAGACAUUCAUGUCAUUGGUGGUGGUAGUGGCCCUGGACCUGUCUGCAAGUCCGGCUGCGGUCAUAUUUGCCUCAUUGGUUGUGGCUCAAGUGGGGGCGGAGGUGGUGGUGGUGGUGGAUGUAUCGGCUUGGGAUGUCCUCCUGGAUCCAAGAACUGUGUCGGUGUUGGAUGCGGUGGAGGAGGUGGUGGUGGCGAUGGCAACGACGACGACGACGAUGAUGAUGACGAUGAUGAUGACGAUGAUGACUGUGCCACUGAGACCAACACCGAGUGUCAUCAGGUUUGCACGACAAGUCCCUGCAAGACCGUUUGCAACACCUAUAUCGGCUGCGACUGCACAACCUCCAAGGUCACAGACUAUUGGGUGUCUUGCAAGUCCCAGUCAUGCACUACCACCUCUACCGAGGUCAUCACUGGCUGCUUCCUUACUGCAACUGCCACAACCACCGGCUCAUACUGCCCCUUGGCCACUGUCGACGCAGAGAGGGAUGAGAAUGGCGAUGACAACGGCAGCGGGAUAGGAACUGCCUACAAGACCACUUUCUCCCCUACUGCCAUUAUCAAGUCAACUCAGUACCGUGUCAAGAGUGGAUACGUGACGGUUGACAAGACCGCCUAUCCGGUUCCAUCUGCUACGUCAGUUAUCAAGACCAAGAUUGACGGGACAUCGGCCACCAUUAUCCCUUCCUUUGUUGGAACCACUAUCUCGAUCACGGUUUCAAACAUCAAGCUUUCCACCUCGUAUGAGCCCGAGGCCACAACAACGAUAGAACCUUCCAAGAAAUCAACUGAUACAGCAUACCCGACGCACACGACCUUUACAGGCGAUGGCUACUGCUACUCGGGGAAGUCUGGCUUCCUCAAGUUCACACAGAGUCAAGCUCAGCAAGUGAUUGGGUCCUUCUGCUCCUCCAGCUACGUCCUCGAUCCUGGCAACACCGCCGGUCAAGUCGACGCCCUCGAGGCGGACGGCUACAACGUCGUAGUCUCGGCAAAGUGGGCAACCGACCAGACCGGAUGCGGAACGAAGGAGGCUUUCCACUUUGCCGAUGACGAAUCAAAUUUUCAGUCCUGUCUCAGAGCCUGGAACAUCCCCUUCUUCUGCACUGACCCAGAUGCAACGUCCAGUUUCGGUGGAGCAUACGUCUUUGAUCCUCCUAUAACUGGUGGCUGCCUCCUCUUGUGGUUGUAUGCGUAUAGCACGUCUUCUCUCAAGGUCAGGGCAGGCCUCGAGGGAGCUCUGGCACCAGCUGUAAUGAACAUUACGCACAUGGGAGAAGUGAAACACCGCGUGAACAAGCCGAAUGCUCCUCUUGUGUGA